ACUCCAGGAGCCAAUCAGCGUCGCCGCGGACUCUGGUUAUAAAGUCCACGCAGCCCGCAGGACUCAGACACCCGGGAUCCCAGAUGGGGGCGAUGGCUCCGCGCACGCUGCUCCUGCUGCUGGCGGCCGCCCUGGCCCCGACUCAGACCCGCGCGGGCCCACACUCGCUGAGGUAUUUCGAGACCGCCGUGUCCCGGCCCGGCCUCGGGGAGCCCCGGUUCAUCUCUGUCGGCUACGUGGACGACACGCAGUUCGUGCGCUUCGACAGCGACGCGGAGAAUCCGAGAGAUGAGCCGCGGGCGCCGUGGAUGGAGCAGGAGGGGCCGGAGUAUUGGGAGGAGAACACACAGAGAGCCAAGGGCAAUGAGCAGUGGUUCCGAGUGAGCCUGAGGAACCUGCUCCGCUACUACAACCAGAGCGCGGGCGGCUCUCACACGUUCCAGCUGAUGUACGGCUGUGAGGUGGGGUCGGACGGGCGCCUCCUCCGCGGGUACCAGCAGUUCGCAUACGACGGCCGCGAUUACAUUGCCCUGAACGAAGACCUGAAAACGUGGACGGCGGCGGACAUGGCGGCGCAGAUCACCCAACGCAAGUUGGAGCAGGCUGGUGAAGCAGAGAGAUACAGGGCCUACCUGGAGGGCGAGUGCAUGGAGUGGCUCCGCAGAUACCUGGAGCGCGGGAAUGCGACGCUGCUGCGCACAGAUCCCCCAAAGGCACAUGUGACCCAUCACCCCAGAUCUGAAAGUGAUGUCACCCUGAGGUGCUGGGCCCUGGGCUUCUACCCUGCUGACAUCACCCUGACCUGGCAGUUGAAUGGGGAGGAGNUGACCCAGGACAUGGAGCUUGUGGAGACCAGGCCUGCAGGGGAUGGAACCUUCCAGAAGUGGGCAUCUGUGGUGGUGCCUUCUGGGAAGGAGCAGAAUUACUCAUGCCAUGUGNANCAUGAGGGGUUGUCUCAGCCCCUCUCCCUGACAUGGGAGCCUCCUCCAUCCACCGAUGCCAACAUGGUAAUCAUUGCUGUUCUGGUUGUCCUUGGAGCUCUGGCCAUCUUUGGAGCUNUGGUGGCUUUUGUGAUGAUGAUGAGGAGGAGAAACACAGGUGGAAAAGGAGGGGACUAUGCUCCAGCUCCAGGCUCCCAGAGCUCUGAUAUGUCUCUCCCAGAUUGUAAAGCAUGAAGACAGCUGCCUGGAGUGGACUGAGUGACAGAUGGUGUGUUCAGGUCUCUCCUGUGACAUCCAGAGCCCUCAGUUUUCUUUACACAACAUUGUCAGUUGUGAGCUUUUGAAUUCAGUGUGAAGAAUUCUGGAGCCCAGCCUGCCCUUCACACCAUGACCCUGUCCCUGCACUGACCUGUGUUCCCUUCCACUGCCAACCUUGCUGCUCCAGCCAA
Molecule: messenger RNA, 1390 nt
Organism: Mus caroli (Ryukyu mouse)
Lineage: Eukaryota; Metazoa; Chordata; Mammalia; Rodentia; Muridae
Product: H-2 class I histocompatibility antigen, L-D alpha chain
Biological process (GO): antigen processing and presentation of endogenous peptide antigen via MHC class I via ER pathway, TAP-independent; immune response; positive regulation of T cell mediated cytotoxicity
Cellular component (GO): external side of plasma membrane
Molecular function (GO): peptide antigen binding; signaling receptor binding
Source: RefSeq, a predicted model, not a curated record